Molecule: messenger RNA, 1367 nt
Organism: Perognathus longimembris pacificus (Pacific pocket mouse)
Lineage: Eukaryota; Metazoa; Chordata; Mammalia; Rodentia; Heteromyidae
Gene: Pym1
Product: PYM homolog 1, exon junction complex associated factor
Exons: 3
Coding region: 259-912 (217 amino acids)
Biological process (GO): exon-exon junction complex disassembly
Cellular component (GO): cytoplasm; exon-exon junction complex
Molecular function (GO): RNA binding
Source: RefSeq, a predicted model, not a curated record
GAAGAACAAUGACGCACGGAGCGGGGCAGGCCUGGGGAGUGACCACACGGGCCCCGAUUAUUGGCCGGUUGCCCCGCCCUUCAUCCCUAGCGCCUAGGUUAAUUAGAAUACUAAGUGGAUCCGCCCAGAUGCCUCCCCAGUGCCCUCUGACCCCUGUCAGGCUGGGGCCAGAAGUCACUUCGUCACCGAAUCCGAAUCCCCGUGGCCCGGGUCUGAGUCGGGCCGGGUCUAACCAGGGCCUGCGCGCCCAACUCGGCUAUGGAAGUCACCGGCCACUCCGAAGCUGCGGGGACAGGUGACCGAUCCGCAGCGCCCUCCGAUUUGCACACUUCCGUAGGCAAGUACAUCGCUUCAACACAACGACCUGACGGGACCUGGCGCAAGCAGCGGAGGGUGAAAGAAGGCUAUGUGCCCCAGGAGGAGGUCCCAGUGUAUGAAAAUAAGUAUGUGAAGUUUUUCAAGAGUAAACCAGAGCUGCCUCCAGGGCUGAGCCCUGAGGCUACCACUCCUGUCACCCCAUCUAGACCAGAAGGUGGUGAAGCAAGCCUCUCCAAGACCGCCAAACGCAACCUGAAGCGAAAGGAGAAGAGGCGGCAACAGCAGGAGAAAGGAGAGGCAGAGGCCUUGAGCCGGACUCUUGAGAAAGUGUCUCUAGGAGAGACAGUCCAACUCCCCAGUGCUCUGCAAAUCUCCCAGGCAGCCCCUACAGCUGCCUUGGACCCUGACUUAGCAGCCACCACAGAGAAAGCCAAGAAGAUAAAGAGCCUAAAGAAGAAGCUUCGGCAGGUGGAGGAGCUGCAGCAGCGGAUCCAGGCUGGGGAAGUCAGCCAGCCCAGCAAAGAGCAGCUGGAGAAGCUAGCAAGGAGGAGGGCACUGGAGGAGGAGCUGGAGGACUUGGAGCUAGGUCUGUGAGGCCUUUGGGAAUAGGGAGUGGACUGCAGAACAAACCAUGGGGCUAUCUGGGACCCAGGGAGCAUGGGCAGUGGCAGUCAAGUGGGGAAUGCCUCAUAUUGGCUCCUUUCUACUUAUUGCCUCCCAGCUCUGUCCUCCAGAACCUAGCCUCUCCUUCAUUCCUUCCCUUUUCUCCCCAACUCCUAUUUUUUGGACAUUUUCCCUCCAAUUCCUAGUGUUCAAAAACUCAGCAACUACCCCAGGUACCUCUGCUGCUGAUUUGGGUGUCUUGUUUAAAAGAAAAUGGGGUGGGUGGGAAUGAAAUCUCUGAGAACUGAGGCUAGGGUUUCGGGAACACACCCAAGUUUGGGAGUCUUGGUUCCUGUUCACAGUGUUUAUGACAUUUUUCCCUGGCUGUCCCUAACCUUUUUUUUUUUUUUUUUUAAGAGUACAAUAAUAAACUCAAGUAGACAACA